AUGACCAAAUUCGACAAGAAACAUACGACAGAGGAUGGCGCUAGACUGGAUCAGCUCAUUUCAGAGAGGAGCAAACUCAUAACAGAACUCUACUGUCUGUCUAGAAUACAAGACUUCGUACAAAUCACUAAUGAGAAAGCGCUCACCACACAAAUUAAUGAGUUUCUGGAUGUUCACGACAUACGCAAAGGUUACAGGUUCGAUCGCAAUACGCUGCCGAAGUUUUCACAAAUCGAUCCUCCGUCCGAGAAAAAGCUUUUAAAGAGCAGAAGUAGUACGCCCGUUGAAAACUUCAAGCGAGAUAAAGAACAAGCGAAGUAUGACAAGGAAGAUCAGAAGAAAGCAGCUGAGGAGCAAAAGAAGGCUAGCAGGGAAGCCAGAGAGAAGACUGAUCGUGACCAACUAAGUAAGGAUGAUCACUCGCCGCACAAAUUAAAUGAAGAAGAAGCCGAAGACGUUGAAAAGGCGUCCGUUGCAACAGAAGAUAGAAAACGACUAAGAGAAGAUAACAUACCGCAGGCUACAGAGUACCAACAGCCGGAUAAUACUGUUCAAGAGCCAGGCGCUACUGAAACAGUGCAUGAAGUUCAGAGUGGUACAAAACGCCAGAAAAUUAGCAGCUCCUUGAGAGGACGAACCGUGGAGCACAAGGAGUCCGAGAUCAAACGAACCAAUCACUUGAUUCGUGAAUUCAUGCACAAGCAGCCACAGAACAAAACUCUUUUUCACGAGGGAAACAUCAAUGCCAAGGAGAGUGUUUAUCUUAUUAUGAAUGACACCAUUCCAUCACUGAUACCACAGGCUGUUCCUUUAUCGGAACUCAAAUUCAAUUCCCAAACGCUGCCUCUCGUCAAGCUUAUCCCCACGGCACAUAAAGCACUGACUUCUGAAAUUAUGAAUACCGCUUUAAACGAAUGCAGAAUUGCCGUAGUGAGCUCUAGGAUCGAAGAGCUUCGAAGACAGGGUUUGUGGUCUUUGAGGCAGCCCAAAAAAUUUUUAGACCCUUGGGAAAAAACUAAAGACAUUGAAUCACAUCGAGGUCAUCUAUUAAGAGAGGCAAAGUGGAUGUACUACGACUUUCAUGAACAUACCAAAUAUAAAAGGGCUGUUUGCCUGACCAUCGCGCAGGGCGUUAUGGAUUUUUGGACCUACGGUAGGGUGUGUUGUGUGAAGAAGGCUCCAAUUAAGCACCUAGGACCCAUCUUAAGCGAAACGGAAAAUGAAAAAGAACUCUCACAGUCUUCUGAGCACAGAAUUGAGCAAGAAAGCUCCGAAUCAGAGAAGGCGUCAACAGACGAACGCAAUUUUAAUCUUACUGCUGACACGACCGAGAUUGCAGACACUGCGAAUACAAUUGACAUCGCUUUGCUUUUAAAGAGGCCAGAUCCACUUGAUGAGAUCAAGGCUCUCGAACUCCCUCAUACCGAUGAAAACUUAUAUGCGAGGGAAAAGAGAACGAAAUCGCCAUUCAAACUUCAUGUUUCUAUGGACGAAUUCAACUUUGUCGAAAAGAAAGUCAUUGAUAAUUUACGCCCUGUUUUAGGUGUGUCUGAAGCAGACGACGAGAAAACUCCCGUAGACCGCCUUCCGUUUGAACCAAUUUCUAAGGCGACCGUUUUGCUGGACGAGGAAUGCUUCUCAAAAUUGGUCGAAAGACAAAUCAUAGAUGAGGAGCCAUCGCUGGUACCCUUCAGCAAGAGACGUGGAAUGUUCUACGGCAAUCGACGCAGCCAUUAUUUGCGACCUCCUAUUGCGCCAUCUUUGAGAUAUUUGAAAUAUAGAACUCCAACGAUUUGGCUGCCACAGGAUGAUCAAGAACUAGUAAGAAACAUUAAUACCUACGCUUACAAUUGGGACCUGAUAAGCGCGCACAUGUCAUCAAGACCUACCAGGUCCUAUUGUUCGAAUAUUGAAAGGCGCACACCCUGGCAGUGUUUUGAACGUUUCAUCCAGCUCAAUGAAAAGUUUCAAUUCAUUGACAUGAAAGGACCCCGGGCACAUAAUGCACAAAUUUGGCUGAUAGAGGCCCAUAAAUUACAACAGCAGCAGAAAAGGCGUAUUUCUCCGCUUGGGAUUGGUGAAGAAUCCAUACAGAGAGGACACAGGCGCUUGCGUUGGGCUAGUAUGUUUGAGGCCAUGAGAAAGUGCAUCAAAAAACGUGAAAAUGCUCCGAGACCAAACCCUACUCAGCCACGAAAGCCUCUUGACUGCAAGAAUACGACUGUGCCAACACCUGCUGAAAUGUCACAACUGAAAGCGCAGCGGGAUGAUGCUCUUCGUAGGGAUAUCCAAAUUAGAAGAAUCGCAAAGCAGAAACUACAAGCAGCUGCUUUGAGUCAAGGUUUCUCCAGUGGUGGUAACACAAGAGCUCUACCACAUAGCUCUCCUCCAUCCGGUCAACGCAGAGUUAUCAAUAAUGGGACGGUAUUACCUCGUGGAGCUUCUGCAGAGAGCGGCAUGAAGGUUACUACACAAACUCCAAAACAGACUCAAAUGAAGCAGUAUCCGAGGUCUUCAGACAGUCAGCUCAAAGGAAUGCCUAACGAACAGCAACGUCAACAGAAAGCGCCGACCAGCACUGGAGGCAAAUUCAGUAACGAAUCAAAUGGUGAAAAGAUUCAUUCCCCGACUCCCCAGGAAAUACUUCAAAUACUUCAACGGAAAUAA
Lachancea lanzarotensis is the source of this 2667-nucleotide messenger RNA. It is a transcript of the gene EAF1, whose product is annotated as LALA0S01e16402g1_1. NCBI's taxonomy places the organism in Eukaryota, Fungi, Ascomycota, Saccharomycetes, Saccharomycetales, Saccharomycetaceae. The transcript has a single exon. The record is from RefSeq and is a predicted model, not a curated record. The coding region runs from base 1 to 2667 and encodes 888 amino acids.